This is a messenger RNA of Brugia malayi, 492 nucleotides long. RefSeq lists its product as uncharacterized. The transcript has 5 exons. The record is from RefSeq and is a predicted model, not a curated record. Lineage: Eukaryota; Metazoa; Nematoda; Chromadorea; Rhabditida; Onchocercidae. The coding region runs from base 1 to 492 and encodes 163 amino acids.
AUGGGACCGAGUCCAGUGGAGCAGAAUCCGUGGGAACGGCAUGACAGUGACAGUGAUGGUUGUCAGGAUAAUAAUGAUGGUUGGCAUAUUGGUUACGAAGUUGAAAUGCAUGGCAUUGGUGUGGAAGAGUAUUCAAGUAGCGGAGACGAUAUAAGUGAUGCGAAAUCGGAUUCAUGCGAUGAAAGUUAUGGGGAUCGUUAUGCUGGUUAUCAAACUAUUCCUACUUCAGAUGGCGCAUUCGGAACCGCGAAUGCUAUCCAUGAACACACCAACGUAGGAGUUCAGGAGGAUUUCGGAGAGGUUUUGAGUUCAGAACAUAAAAAUUUGUCCUUUGAAUUUGAUGUGACACAAUCGAUUGAAUUGACUGAAGAUAAAAUUGAAAACAUUAAGAAGGCGAUGUCAGCAUUGACUCUUCCUGCUCCACCAUGGGCAAAGGAAAUUGACAGUGAUAAUGAAUUGAAGAAACUACUAGAAAAACUGAAGUCUAAAUGA